Molecule: messenger RNA, 873 nt
Organism: Sungouiella intermedia
Lineage: Eukaryota; Fungi; Ascomycota; Pichiomycetes; Serinales; Metschnikowiaceae
Source: the annotation of a GenBank genome assembly
AUGGGUUUCCGGUUCUCCAACUUCAUGAGCGACCCGUUCGCCAUCUCGACGGUGUCGUUCGGUGUCAUCGCAUGGAUCGUCGCCAUCGCAGGCGCUGCAUCAUCCGACCCUUCCAAAUUCCCUCGGUUUACAUGGUGGGGUCUAGUGUACCAAAUAAUAGUGGUGCUAGCCAUCUUUCUAUUGUACUUGAACAACACCAUCGAGUUGUAUAAGUUCACGCUUGUGGGACUUUUAUCCAUAGCGUUCUUGUACACUACAAACUCCACCACCAACCUCAUCUACAACCUGUCGUCUGGUAACUUGUGCUGUGCAGCAGGAUGCAUAUUAUUGUCGAUGUUGAACAUCUUGUGGAUCUUGUAUUUUGGCGGCCAUCCUGAGUCGCCCACUAACCAGUUCAUCGACUCAUUCUCGAUGAAGAACAACAACUUCUCGCAAGGUCAACUACUGGAAGCCAAACAUGCUGAUAACGAGUAUGCUUUGCCCCGCAGUGCGUCACAAGGAGGCUUCCAGGUGUCCGACUCAAGACACUCGCAAUUGACCAACAACCCACUGGGUUACAUGUCACUGUCGCAAUUGAACGGCAUGGAGAACUUCUCCAAUUCAAACGUCAGAGACACGAGCAAUAGUGCACGCAACACCGUUUACAAUAAUGGCGCAGAACAGAACAACUUUACCGUGCCCAGCGCCACAUUCAGGUACAAGGCCCGUGCAUUGUACAGUUAUGAUGCCAGUCCCGAUGACAUCAACGAAAUCUCCUUCAUAAAAGACGAGAUUUUGGAGGUGGAUGACAUCGAUGGCAAGUGGUGGCAGGCCAGAAGGGCCAACGGACAGGUUGGUAUCUGUCCUUCGAACUAUGUCAAGCUCUUGGAUUAG